UCCACGGGAGCGCACAGAAGGCAUUGAGCGCUGCGGAACAUAAUUCACAGCCACCUUUCAGCUGAGCCUCGCUGGGACUUUGCUGAAGUUAUCGAAAAAAUAUAUGCUGGUUGUGAAGCCUCGACCAGCUGAGGAAUCCAAAGAAAGGCACAUGACGAGUAAGACAAGCUGAGAAACAUGUGGAGCUUUUUGGCGCGCGGGGGAGAAGUUUUACGCCACUUGCCGUUGUGGCACGAACGCACUGAUUUUUUUAGAAGCGUUAUCAGUUUGAGUGUCUAAUAGUAUGAAGUCCUUUGAUAUGGCAUGUUUCUUGCGUUGUGUCUUCAUGCUCAGCAUUGCGACUCAUGGGAUGUAGUAAAUGGAGACCUGCAUUCAACUUUGGACACCUGAAGGCGCAGUCCAAGCUGUCCGUCUUCUUUACCAUGAUCAUUCUCUUCACUUAUCUUUUUUACUGCCUCAACGGAUACUGUGACUCUCUGUCUAGACCCGUGUACGACCAACAAAAUAAUCCUCUGAAUAGAAUUAUUUUAAAUGAUAGACAAGAAGCGUCACCGGAGCAGCUCUGCGCGUGUAACGCGUCCCCGACAUCGUUUGUCAGGGAACAACUGUCGGACUUGUCAAACAGCGAUGUUCCGUCUAACAAUAUCUCUAUAGCAAAUACUUUUGGGAGCAAAAAGUUUCCUCAGGCCAUCAUCAUCGGGGUGAAGAAAGGUGGCACACGGGCUCUUCUGGAGUUCUUGCGCAUCCAUCCGGACGUGAGAGCCGUGGGCGCCGAGCCACACUUUUUCGACCGCUUUUACGAUAAAGGACUGGAAUGGUACAGGAACCUGAUGCCUCGUACACUGGAGGGUCAGAUCACCAUGGAGAAGACCCCUAGUUACUUCAUCACCAAAGAAGCCCCUCGUCGCCUUUUCUCCAUGAGUCGCCACACUAAGCUCAUUGUGGUGGUGCGUGACCCUGUGACCCGGGCUGUUUCUGAUUAUACUCAGACUCUGUCCAAAUCUCCCGGGCUCCCGUCCUUUCAGAACCUGGCCUUCCUCAAUGCAACCACGGGUCUCAUCGACACGUCUUGGAGCGCUAUACGCAUCAGCAUCUAUGCCAAGCACCUGGAGAACUGGCUGCGCUUCUUUCCGCUCUCACGCUUUCUUUUUGUCAGCGGCGAACGCCUUGUGACGGACCCAGCGGGCGAGAUGGGCCGGGUCCAGGAUUUUCUAGGACUCAAACGUGUGGUGACAGACAAGCACUUCUACUUCAACCAGACCAAAGGUUUCCCCUGCCUAAAGAAGCCUGAGGGGAGCAGCAGACCGCGUUGCCUGGGGAAGUCAAAGGGUAGGCCCCAUCCCCAGAUCUCCUCUGAGGUCCUGCUUAGGCUCAGAGACUUCUACAGACCCUUCAAUUUCAAAUUCUACCAAAUGACCAGCCUCAAUUUUGGCUGGAAUUAAACUGCUACUCACCAAAGCUAUUGACAGCAUUGUUCACCCAACUACAGUACCAAGACUAGACAGGGAUAACUUGAAGAUACUGCAUGUUACCAAAGCUUUUACUGUGCAAAAUAGGACUUUCCUUAAUUUUCUAAGCUAAAAAUCACAUGCUCCUGCAUUCUCCUACAUUUACAGGAGCCAUGCUAACAAGGUUUAUAAGAUGCCAGGGUUGUGUGAUGGUCGCAAGCCAGACUUGCUUAAAGCUAGAACUUCCAGGACUUGGCAUCGUGAGUUCCAGAAGUAUGCUAAGCUGUCACUGCUGUCCAAAACACUUCACAGCACAUAGCCUCUGUAUUGAAAAUAACAACAGAAUGAAUCCAACGCUUCAAUGAAAUGUGUGUAAUGUUAAACUGAAUGGCAAAAGAAUAAUAUAUCUUGACAACUGGGCAAAGCUACGAUAAACCAAAUGAAAGAGUGGAGGUUUGAGAGGGGCAUGGGAGCUAUGCCGCAAAAGCAGCUCAGAUGGCAAAGAAAGAAGCAAAGAGUUUUGAAAUAUGCACAUUGGUACAGUCAAAAUAAAGAUGUGCAUUCCUGAGACGCAGAUAAAUGAUUCAUAAUCAUUUAAAUCCUCUCUGCAUUGUUCAGUUAAUUUGCCGUU
This is a messenger RNA of Monopterus albus (swamp eel), 2079 nucleotides long. RefSeq names its product heparan sulfate glucosamine 3-O-sulfotransferase 6. Bases 345 to 1442 code for a protein of 365 amino acids. Lineage: Eukaryota; Metazoa; Chordata; Actinopteri; Synbranchiformes; Synbranchidae. The record is from RefSeq and is a predicted model, not a curated record. Gene Ontology annotation, molecular function: [heparan sulfate]-glucosamine 3-sulfotransferase activity. The transcript has 2 exons.